AUGGCAAGCAGAAAAGGUUCACAGCAAAGCCGGGGAGAUGGUGAUAAAUACUCGGUGUUGUUGCCCACUUACAAUGAACGAGAUAAUCUACCGCUUAUUGUGUGGCUAUUGGUAAAAUACUUCGGUGAAAGGUAGAUCAUUUCAAGUUAUGUAGCACAGAGUGUGUGACAAGAUGUCACUGAUGAGCUGUCACUAAAAUCAGAGGAGGGGAUAGGGGAUAGCCAAUGGCUUACUUUUGCAGUCUGUUGCUGGGAUUUCCUGCUGCUCAUUGAUAAUUUCAGCUAAUGACAUACUCCCUGUUUUUUUUGUGUGUAGAAUAUGACUUAUAUAAAUACCUUCAUGAACUUAUUACAGCUGUCUUACCUCUGCAGUCUUCAUAACAACAACAUGAAGUUGUGGGUGGGCCAAGCAAUGACGUAAACAUGCAACAUUGUACUCCGUAGACAACAAAGACUGCAAUAACAUUUUACAGAUUGUACCUUUUAAAGUAGUAUAGCUUCUAACUAACUACAUUUGAACAGAUAUUGCAAAUUUGAAAGACAUAUUGAUUGAAAUUCAAGCUAUAACUGGAACUAUGAUAGAGCUCAUUAUAAAGUCCCUGUUUUCAUCAAAUGUCAGAUUAGCAUUUGUUGUGUGAUGGUUAAAACGUCUUUUUACUUAUUUACAGUGGAUACGACUACGAGAUUAUUGUCAUUGAUGAUGGAAGUCCAGAUGGGACACUUGAGGUGGCAGAACAACUACAGAAGAUAUACGGAGAGGACAAGAUAGUAAGUGAAUUUAGUAGAUUAGUUGUUCAUUUUUUAAUAUAUACUUUUACAUUCACAUACCUGCUGGCAUACCAAUACACUCAUUCACUCUGCUCUUUGUGGUUAUUUUUCAGCUCCUUCGACCAAGAGCAAAGAAACUAGGGUUAGGUAAGUGUCACAUACUCAUUCAUCAGAGUGAACACAGUGUUAUAGAACACUAUCUCAGGUACAUAUGUCUGGUAAUGUCCUUUAAUUCUGCAAACAGGAACUGCCUACAUCCAUGGCAUUAAACAUGCCAAAGGGAACUAUGUCUUCAUAAUGGAUGCAGACCUCUCCCAUCAUGUGAGUGGAUCUCCUGUAUAUCUGGACAAUACAGUAUCAGAGAAGCAGGUUGGGAUAGUGGCACCGGACCCUGUACAUUCAAUAAUUAAAAUGUAAAAAGGGUCCAAAAACAUACUAUUUUCAGGAGGUUACUUGUGGUGUUACAAUACUUGCUUGGUUGGAUAUUUGUAUGAAAAUGCUUCAUAGCCAGGAUUAUGUUUUAUGAAAUCCUUUGAAUGCAUGCAUGCAUCCUAAAAUACAUUUUUCUCUUUACUUGCAGCCUAAAUUUAUUCCAGAAUUCAUAGGGUAAGUCAUCUAUUUUAAUUCAUCCAAAAAUGUGAAUGUGUAUCUUUUUCUGAAAAGUUUUGAAUAUAGAAUUCAGAAUAUAGUAUGUCUGCUAGCAACCUACAUCUCUACCAUAUGAUUGUCUGUUGCCAAGUAUCUGAUGUGAAUGUGUUUGUCUCCAAGGAAACAGAGAGAAGGCGGGUAUGACCUGGUGUCAGGCACCCGAUACAGAGGAGAUGGGGGCGUAUACGGCUGGGACCUGCGCAGGAAACUCAUCAGGUGACAGCAGUGACACAAUCUCCCUUCUGCUACAUCUAGGUUGUUGGCUAUCAUUUAUUCUGCUUGUGCUCAUACACAAGGCAAGCAUUAAACUCUCAUCUGUGUGUGUCCCUACCUCUCUAACAGUCGGGGAGCUAACUAUGUCACACAGGUGCUGCUGAGACCUGGGGCAUCAGACUUGACAGGCAGCUUCAGGUAAGUGGCUAAAUGUAAAUAGGUGUGAAGAACAGCAGGCACAGUAAUCACACUCACUUACAUACCGCUACAUCAUCCUUUAUCAGUGUACCAGUGUGUUAUCUCACUGUUGUUUUUAAUGCAUGGUGAUCUCAGGCUCUACAAGAAGGAGGUACUGGAGAGUCUGGUGGAGAGGUGUGUGUCCAAAGGCUACGUCUUUCAGAUGGAGAUGAUUGUCCGUGCUAGACAGCUGAACUACACCAUUGGAGAGGUGAGGCCUUUUAACCCUUUGUGUGUUUUUUUGUGUUGUGGGUUUUGUGUAAUUUUGUUUCAUUUCUUAAUCAUGAGAUGUUUUAUUUGUUUUUACCAUCGAGGACCACUUUUGGACCAAGUAUUUUAAUUAAUACUUUUAAGUGCUAUCCUCUGGGAAUACAUUGUACGUCUGUUGUAUAUGUUUUUACCCAAAUAAAUUCAAUUUAAUAACAUUUUAGACGUUCUGUUUAUCAUGUCAAUAGGUUGUAUGUAGCUAAGUUAAAGGGAUAGUUAGGGAUUUUGGCAAUGAGGCCUUUUAUCUACUUCCCCAUAGCCAGAUUAACUUGUGGAUACCAUUUUUAUGUCUCUGUGUGCAGUUUGAAGGAAGUUGCUAUCUAGUGUACAAUUGAUAACUAGCGUUAGCGCAUUGACUGGAAGUGUAUGGGAACACUACCUCUACCUUUCUUCAUACUGGACGCAGAUACAUACAAAUGGUAUCCAGGAGUUCAUCUGACUCUUCAUUGCCAAAAUCCAAUCUAUCCCUUUAAACUAUAUUUUUCCUUCUUCCAAACAGGUUCCAAUUUCGUUUGUGGAUCGUGUUUAUGGGGAGUCUAAACUGGGAGGAAAUGAAAUAGUGUCCUUCCUGAAAGGACUGCUUACUCUCUUCGCGACAACAUGAUUUAUGAUGCUCUAGGUUUGGACUCAGCACAGCUUUUUAGUUUUUCAGUCAUGGCCUUUAGUGCAGUAAUUAACCUACAUCAAAAUCAGUGGCGUAGGACGCACCCCCACAGCCCACGCGAGGUGGGGGGC
Coregonus sp. 'balchen' is the source of this 2867-nucleotide messenger RNA. NCBI's taxonomy places the organism in Eukaryota, Metazoa, Chordata, Actinopteri, Salmoniformes, Salmonidae. The record is from the annotation of a GenBank genome assembly.